AAAUGGCCUUCAUCAGCGUUUUAUCAGUGUCAACCCACCCUUCCGGAGUUGCCUCAAUUAAGGAACUCUCGUGGACACAAAGCUCUUCGAGCAUUGUAACAUUGGCGGGGAAAAUGCAAAUUUAUGGUUUGCUCCGGGAUAAAUAUGGCUAUAGUAUCACUGAGCUCUUCAUCAAUCUUGUAUCAAAAUUCUGAAAAUACCGUCUUCCUGAUUGAUAUACCAACUUCAAUUCAAGAAGCGCAAGGCGUAGAUUCUCAGCCAUGUACGGAUAGACUAUUUUCCGCACAACCCAUGCAAAAACCAUUUUCAACAAAUGAGCCAAAGUCUCAAGCUGCGGUUGAAAAGAUUCAGCAGAAUACUGUCGAUGCAGAGCUACACGCUUAUUAUGCGCAACUCAUUCGGGAAGCGUUGGUGGAGAUUCAAAGCCAUUGGCAGAACGAUUGGUGCUUAACACGAUUUACUGCCCCAAUGUCUAGUGGAGACCUGGAUCAACGAUCACGAAAGAGGAAAUCUGGUCCUAAUGAUCGUCGCUCAACAGAUUCGAUCUCAGAAUGUGAUUCUAGAAUAUCACUUCCAUCAAAUCUCAUGCAGAAGAUGACCGCUCUCACCCGGAAAUCUUUGUGGCGGACGAGAUGGCCAAGACCAUUACAGCAUCUCUGCCAGAGCGAAGGAACCCUGCUAGAAGGCCCAGACGAUCCUUUCUACGCCAUUGCAAACACGGAGCAGACUUCUCAGGACUUAGCCGUCUCUGAUAAAGAGCUCCCGGGUUUUGGUCAUGAAAGAGUAUACUCAUUUCAAGUACCGCCCUUAUCAACUUUUAUGCUCUCAGAUAUCAAGGGAUUUGGGCAUCUUCACGAGUCCGUCGCGGAACUCGAGCGACAGAAGCAUGAACUCAGGCGUUUCGAUAUUAUUCUGAUGGACCCUCCUUGGCCGAAUGCUUCCGCAAAACGUCGAUCCGGUUACAAGCUGCACAGAACAUUAGCAGAUAUGAAGACAACGAUACUUUCCUUGCAACUCGACUCACUCCUAAAGGAGCAAGGUCACGUUGGUGUAUGGAUAACAAAUAAGCCCAGCCUCAGAGACUCAAUAGUUGGGGAAGAUGGGCUUUUUGGUCAUUUAGAAUUACAGCUUGUAGAAGAAUGGGUCUGGAUCAAAACAACCACUAACGGUCAGCCAAUUACCAGCCUUGACAGCCUGUGGAGGAAACCAUAUGAGAUUCUUCUUUUGGGGCGCCGCAUGGGGGCGAGGCAAGAAUCCCAAUUUAAUGUCAAGUCAAGGGUCAUUGCAGGUGUACCAGACCUGCAUUCAAGAAAACCUUGUCUCAAAAAACUUAUGCCUCUACUGGUGCCGGAUGCCCGGAAUUACCUGGCUUUGGAACUCUUCGCACGGCAUCUUACCUCAGAGUGGUGGUCUUGGGGGGAUGAGGUCCUCAAAUUCAACUGGAAAGGAUUUUGGUCUAGCUCCCCUUGUGAGGCGGAUUCAUCGGGUUGACAAAAGUGUUUAUGUUAGAGCUUGCGCCGUCCUAGAGUAUAUCUCCCUAUC
Molecule: messenger RNA, 1542 nt
Organism: Xylona heveae TC161
Lineage: Eukaryota; Fungi; Ascomycota; Xylonomycetes; Xylonales; Xylonaceae
Product: MT-A70-domain-containing protein
Exons: 2
Coding region: 124-1491 (455 amino acids)
Cellular component (GO): RNA N6-methyladenosine methyltransferase complex; nucleus
Molecular function (GO): nucleic acid binding; methyltransferase activity
Source: RefSeq, a predicted model, not a curated record